Messenger RNA from Cladophialophora carrionii CBS 160.54, 852 nucleotides. RefSeq lists its product as uncharacterized. The transcript has 2 exons. The record is from RefSeq and is a predicted model, not a curated record. NCBI's taxonomy places the organism in Eukaryota, Fungi, Ascomycota, Eurotiomycetes, Chaetothyriales, Herpotrichiellaceae. Bases 1 to 852 code for a protein of 283 amino acids.
AUGAGCAGGGAGGACAUGUCGAUACCAUCGCUACAGGAUGCUCCUCGAAAGUCCUCAUCAAUGCCACCGUGGUUCCAGCUGCCGCCAGAGAUCCGGAACAGAGUGUACGAGUAUGCCUUUGGUGGUCUUGUAUUCCGACCUCUCCAACCGCCGAGCAUGGAUACAAACGCCGAGGCAGCGCAGCAAGUGUCACUGUCCUCUCCCUCGUUCAUGUCCUUGGCUGUGAGCAGACGAUGGAGGACAGAAGUCGCCCCGUACCUUCUACCAGCAGCCACAUUCGAUUUCACGGCUCAUCCAGGAGACCCGCCGCCCCUGAUUCCUGAGAAAGCGUAUGAGGCGAUGCGGCACGUGGUGAUACUGGAGACCCACUGUUUCAGCACGGAGUGGUUGUGUCGGGUUUUGGACAAGAUGCUCGAAGCGCAGACGAUCACGAUCCGCAAGCUCAGGAGGGUUGGCACAGUCGAUGCAAGCGCCUUCGACGGACCGGGUGUGUCUCUGAAAUUCAUCGACAAAGUCCAGUCCGACCCGAUCAAGGCUUUGCUCGGCGGAUAUCGUUUCGAUCACCAAUACACCAAAAAUAUAUUGAAGAGCAAGUGGCCGCAGAGAAGACUCUUCCUCGAGGGAAGUUUGUGGCCGGGGCAAGACGGCCCAGCUCAUUCCCACUUUCAAGUCGAUCUGGAUACAUGGAAAGUCCGCAUCGAGGGCCUGCUGCCGGGAGCGAAGCCGUAUGAGAUCCAGGCGACCGAGCCUGCGCCCGUAGGCAGGGCUUGUUUCGAGGAUGAGGAGGACAUGUUUGGCUAUCUAAUGAGUCAAUAUUGGGCUUCUCUUCAACAUGGUCACGACAUAUACUAG